UCUCUCUUUGUGGGUUGAACUUUUAAGCUCCCUGGCAGCGCUUCACUGGUAGCUGUGAAACAAAAUGCAGCCUCUGUCUGUGAGGAAGGGAAAGAGAGAAAGGAAAGAGGGUGGAUGAGCAAGACCGAGAGAGGGAGAGCAAAAGGGGAUCAGACAAACUAAACAGUGAGCGAGGCAGAUCCAGCAAGAGCUGGACCGAGACAGAUCAAGUCAGACAGGAGAAUGUCUCACCGGUUUCGGUUGUAUUUUGGAUCUGGUCGAGGUAACACUGAGUUGGAGCAGCUAAAUGGGACAGUGGAGGAUGGAGAUGAUAGUGGCUACUGUGGCGCAGGGGCCACAAUGUGCCAUACACAGACACAAAUUGAAGGACUUUCUGAGAGCCCAGAAUUGAGUGCUUGUUCAGAUGCCUCUCUAAAGCGAAGCUCUUCCAUGUUCAUCCCACAGCUCCAGGGUCAAACUGAACCACGGACAACCAAGAGCACCUCUGUCCAGAUUUCUCUCCAACGCACAACUGCACCUCAAGAAGACGCAUUGCCCUUUGAUCCACCUCCAGAUUACCCUCGGGAUCCAGCUCCCCCAUACACUGAGCCCGGUGAAAGCUGGGCCUUACCUCCACCUCCAGCUUACUACAGAGGAGAAACCCCAUCUUGCCAAAAUGUGGAACAAUCUCAACCAGGUACUGAGCCCAUUCAGCCUAAGAGGCAAGUCUUUUACGUCCGACCAUGUGAUGGACAAAAUGGUAAUGCUAGUGCACCCAGUAAUCAAGGGAUUACCAUUGGAGGUUUUUGUAUUCAAAGAAGAUCCGCAGAUGGCUCGGAUGUCCAGCGGUUCAGGAUCAUGCCCUACAGUGAGAAUGACCAGAAUGGCCACCGUUGGGCUGUUCAGCAAAGCUCAGACAGAGGUCCUGGAACACAAAGACUUGUAUUCCAGCUUCAAAAGGACCAAGGACGGCACCCUAGCCCUACUUCUCAGGCUGAUGAUUUGGGCAUCACGGGUAUUAAAGGCAGCCCCUUGGUGCGGUACCCUCGGAUCCAACUUGAGAGGAGCACCUCACAGACAAUGCAGCCCAGAGGAGCUCCUUCACGGCUUGGAUCUAUGCCAAAUCUUCAUUCCCCGAUCUCAGAAAUGGAGACCGAGAGUGAGAUUCUUGAGAGCAGUACUCAAGUUUGCACAUUCAAAAUUAGGAAGGAACAGAACUCCCGACAGUCCAAGUUUAAGAUCUGUUUCAGCCAUGGAGGUGAGCACAGCCCCAUCCUUGCACGGGAUAUUAGCUUUGGAAAGGUGCCUAACUGCAGCAAUCAACAGGCACCCAUUUGUCAUGAUCGGUCCGAGUAUGAGCAUUUCAACCAUGGUCAGACCAGAGAUGACUUCCUCGGGCAGGUUGAUGUGCCUCUUACCCAUUUACCGACGGAGGACCCUGCAAUGGAGCGGCCAUACACGUUUAAAGACUUUCUCCUGCGUCCAAGAAGUCCUAAGUCUCGGGUGAAAGGCUACCUGAGGCUGAAGAUGGCCUACCUGCCAAAGAAUGGAGGACAUGAAGAGGAAAGUAGCGAGAUGAGGGAAGAAACUGAGGGUUGGGAAGUCACAGACUCCACUGAUCCAGGUUCACCAAGACCUCAGCAGCUCCUGCCUCCGCUGCCUCAGGGCUGGGAAGAGAAGGUCGAUAACCUGGGACGGACAUACUAUGUCAACCACAACAACCGCACCACACAGUGGAAGAGGCCCAGUAGUGUAGAUGUGGUUUCAGAAACGGAAAAUGAUAAUAACUUACGGCAUAUUAACCAAGAAGCCCGCAGAGUUUUCCGCUCUCGACGGCACAUUAGCGAAGAUCUGGAAAAUGAGCAUCUGGACAUCAGGGACAUAGACGAUUCAUGGGAACCCAUAUCAGAGGAGGACCCAACUUUAAUUGCAGACGAUCUAAGCCAUUCUCCGUCCGGACCCUCCUCUUUGGCGAUGCCCCUCUCCAGCACUCCAGAAUUUUCAGAUGAAAUCAGCCUUAGAUUGCCUCUCACUCCAGACAUGAACGGAGAAAUCCCAGGACCCAGCUCUGCUGUGCAGAGUCCUCUUUCCUCUCGUCUACGCUCCUCUAGUAUGACUGAUGGAGUCAGUGAUCAAGCUCAAGCUCCCACACCAACGAGCUCCCAGACCCGACGAACAAGAGCACAAACGGUCACAGGCGUUGAGGACACCAUGUCUCCAUCGGCCUCCUACGCCUUGACCACACCAGGCCUUCCGCCAGGCUGGGAGGAACGCAGAGACCCCAAGGGACGAACAUACUACGUCAACCACAACAACCGCAGCACCACCUGGACGCGGCCCAUUCUACAGCAGCACCCUGAAGAUGGAGCCAGUACCUCAGCUGCGGCAGCAGGGGGCGCUACAGCUGCCACACCCCCCGCUUCCACCCCUCCCUCCUCCAGCGGCCAUCUAAACGAACCACAAGUGCGCAGAGCCCGUAGCCUCAGUUCCCCCACCGUCACUCUCUCUUCCUCACUAGAGGGAGCCAAUAACGGCCAGAUACGGCGAGCCGUAAAGGACACGUUAUCCAACCCUCAGUCCCCGCAGCCGUCUCCCUACAGCUCACCCAAAUCCCAACAUAAAGUAAACCAGAGCUUCCUGCCCCCUGGAUGGGAAAUGAGACUUGCACCGAAUGGACGGCCGUUCUUCAUCGACCACAACAGCAGAACCACCACAUGGGAAGAUCCUCGCUUAAAGUAUCCUGUUCACAUGAGAACAAAAGCAUCCCUGGACCCUGGCGACCUCGGCCCACUUCCUCCUGGGUGGGAGGAACGAGUGCACGCAGACGGAAGAACCUUUUACAUCGACCAUAACACCAAAAAAACGCAGUGGGAAGACCCUCGCCUCCAGAGUCCUGCCAUAACUGGACCUGCGGUGCCAUAUUCCAGAGAAUUCAAGCAGAAGUAUGACUACUUCAGAAAGAAGUUAAAGAAGCCGGCAGAUAUUCCAAACCGUUUUGAGAUGAAGCUGCACAGGAAUAACAUCUUGGAGGAGUCGUACAGACGCAUCAUGUCCCUGAAGAAACCCGACAAUCUGAAGGCCCGUCUGUGGAUCGAGUUUGAAUCGGAGAAAGGCCUGGACUAUGGGGGCGUGGCCAGAGAAUGGUUCUUCCUGCUCUCCAAGGAGAUGUUUAACCCUUAUUAUGGGCUGUUUGAGUACUCGGCCACAGAUAACUACACCCUUCAGAUCAAUUCAAACUCUGGCCUCUGUAAUGAGGAUCACCUCUCAUACUUCAAGUUCAUCGGUCGGGUGGCUGGCAUGGCUGUUUAUCACGGAAAGCUGUUAGACGGUUUCUUCAUCAGACCGUUCUAUAAAAUGAUGCUGGGCAAACAGAUCACACUGAAUGAUAUGGAGUCAGUGGACAGUGAAUACUACAACUCUCUCAAGUGGAUUCUGGAAAACGACCCCACAGAACUGGACUUGCGGUUCGCAAUUGAUGAGGACAACUUUGGACAGACAUAUCAGGUGGAUUUAAAGCCGAGCGGAUCAGAGAUGGUUAUAACCAAUGACAACAAAAAAGAAUACAUAGACCUGGUGAUUCAGUGGCGAUUUGUGAACCGGGUCCAGAAACAGAUGAAUGCCUUUUUGGAGGGCUUCACCGAACUUAUUACUAUCGACUUGAUAAAGAUUUUUGAUGAGAACGAACUGGAGCUGCUGAUGUGUGGUCUGGGUGACGUGGAUGUCAAUGACUGGAGGCAGCACACCGUCUAUAAGAAUGGCUUCUGUCCUAAUCACCCUGUAAUCCAGUGGUUCUGGAAGGCCGUGUUGUUAAUGGAUGCAGAAAAACGGAUCCGACUUUUGCAGUUUGUCACUGGAACAUCCAGAGUGCCAAUGAACGGCUUUGCUGAACUCUACGGCUCCAAUGGGCCGCAGUUGUUUACUAUCGAGCAGUGGGGGACACCUGACAAACUCCCUCGUGCUCACACAUGCUUUAAUCGUCUGGACCUCCCGACGUACGAGACGUUUGAAGACCUGCGAGAGAAGCUUCUGAUGGCGGUGGAAAACGCUCAAGGCUUCGAGGGGGUCGACUAAAGAAAUCCAUUUACAUCCACACGAUCUCCUAAUGCAAUCGACGAGCAAAGACAUGUACAACACUCACACACUCACGUCUAUAUCUUCAUAUACACACUCUCGAGUUGCCAUUGUACAGCCGGAUCCCAGUGGUUGCAGGUGUGUGACGUCAGCACAGUAUAUGCAUGUGAUCUGUCUAGCUGGAACAGCAUUGGCAGUGAACCCGUUUGAAUGCCAAACAACCCUGCAGUAUCCCACAAAUCAUGCUUUCUCCUAACACGUUUCAUUUUAAAAUCCAGCUCUGAAGCCGUGGUAACUUUUAUACUGAUGGUAAAUAAGGUAUGUCAGUAUUGGGGUGUGGCUUCAGAGUGGGCGUGGCCUUGAUACAGCAUUAAAAAAAAUCCCAUUUCUGUAUUAAUUUCACAAACAUAAUAUAAGUUCAGUGGAGAGGCAACAAUUAACUCUCUUAUCAGGUCUUACUUACACCAGAUAACCUUAGGAAUCACAGCCAGGAUGAAGGGUGCAUCCUCUUCCUCCCUUAUCCCGCAAAGUAUGCCAAGUUCCCCCUUCCUUACUUCCUUCAUCGAGGAUUAUUUUUUUAUCUAGAAACAGGAAUUGUUUUUAAUAGUUUAUUAUUAUCACUGUUAUUCUGAUAAUGUUAUCAUUCUUACAGAGGAAACAGAUAUUUGUACCAACAAUGUGGUUUACUAUUUUAAACAAUGUUAUCGGAAAUGCAUCAGUGGCCUGUCUUUAUUCAAUUUAACAUCCAUAUCAUUGUGGGUAAAAAACAAAAAAGAUAAUAAAAAAAAAAUUCUUAACACGAUUAUUGUAUUGCUAUGAAAACUGGCAUGAACAUGUAUAUUUUGUUUAGAUAUGAUUACGUAGUAAUUGUAAAGCUAUUCUUCUUGGUUGAGAGCAAAGAUUGAAAAGUUAACAUGCAUCGGACAUGUAAAUGAGUUAGUCUGAGAGGGUUUUCUUCAAUUGUAAUAAGUAUCGUUUUUAUCUGUAUUAUGAUUAUACCUGUUCAUAAUGCUGUAAAUGAGUUUGUUUGGGGAAAGACGUGAUUGGACUUUUACUGUACAUGUUAAAUCUGUUUGAAGUAUUAAAGAGCGACAGAGUGAAGCUGUCUUAAAAGCGCUGUGAUUCAACACUGAAAAAGUCUUGUAGACUUUCAGGAUGAAAACUUUCUUUCUUUCGGUCUUAAUUUCUUUGUCUUGUUUCUUCUAACACCACUGUACCUAAAAGGCCACUUUAUUGAUCACCCUAGGGUCAUGUCACCUGUUUGUUUGUUUUAGUUUUUUUGUGAACUUGAAUCUGAUUAUCUGUUAUGUUCUUUUAAAAGCGCUCAGUUCCUUGGUGCAAUAUUGCCUGUUUAUAAUCAGCUUGCUGCUAACAUAUCAGAUCACAGCUCGGCCCUACAGCUGAUCUGGAGUCAGUCUGGUUCUUCUGAGUGAAUCUGGAUCAGCUCUGUAGGAACGAGCUCCGCCUGGACUAAGACUUCAAACUGGUUCUUUUUCUGUUCUUUUUUCCAGUCUUUUAGAAAAGAGAACACUCAUACUUUUCGGCCGGCGUGGCUCACUAGGUUUGUGAUAAUAUUAUGAUUAUUGUUAUAAAUGACCCUUCCUAUUUUGUGGGGACAGUUCUUUUUUUAUUGAUGAGGAACAUUUACUGUCUGGUUCCUGUUCACCACAAGACCUUGCGAUUCGUAUAACUUCAUUCAAAAUAAACUCAUAAAUGGAA
Messenger RNA from Carassius auratus (goldfish), 5769 nucleotides. RefSeq names its product E3 ubiquitin-protein ligase NEDD4-like. Gene Ontology annotation, biological process: regulation of dendrite morphogenesis; ubiquitin-dependent protein catabolic process; protein ubiquitination. Gene Ontology annotation, cellular component: cytoplasm. Bases 223 to 4050 code for a protein of 1275 amino acids. NCBI's taxonomy places the organism in Eukaryota, Metazoa, Chordata, Actinopteri, Cypriniformes, Cyprinidae. The record is from RefSeq and is a predicted model, not a curated record. The transcript has 28 exons. Gene Ontology annotation, molecular function: sodium channel inhibitor activity; protein binding; ubiquitin protein ligase activity.